Molecule: messenger RNA, 4117 nt
Organism: Macrobrachium nipponense
Lineage: Eukaryota; Metazoa; Arthropoda; Malacostraca; Decapoda; Palaemonidae
Exons: 5
Coding region: 468-3527 (1019 amino acids)
Cellular component (GO): plasma membrane
Molecular function (GO): protein binding
Source: RefSeq, a predicted model, not a curated record
AGCAGUGGCAGCGGCGGCAAGCUGAACCAAGGAAGGAGCCAAAGCGCUCCCCCGUCUCUCUCUCUCUCUCUCUCUGGGCCCCUGGCUGCCUCUCGGCUUCAGUCAGCUGAGAGCAGUGAUAGUGACAAGAGGCAGCGACGCUACAUACCGGCUUCCGUAAUUCUUUCUUCCGAAACUUACGCCAAACAGCCUUUAUUAUGUUACGCAGCUGCAGUGACAAUAUUUUAUCCCUGAUGGAUCUCUGAAGGCUCCCUCAGAAAGAAAAGUGUUCUGAAGACAAUCCAGUACUUGGAAGAUGUAUUUGAUACAAAUAAUGUUUUUCUCUUUUCAUAAGGUCCCUGCAGCACCAACUGUAACUGAUAUCAGUGUCUAAACUUAUGACCACUUUCAAUAUCAUGAUUUACAGAAUCAGGUGGAACUGACAAAUUUACUGUAAUCACUUAUUACAGGUUACAUGAGUGGUGGUGAUGGCAGUGUGGAGGCGAUGGUGGUGGUUAAGUUGGACUUUAGCCCUAUUGGGGUCAGCAAUUGCUGUCGUCCCCGAAAGUGAUGGCUUGGGAGAAGGAUCUCACACUCAGCAUGACUCUGCUGGAGUGUGGAGGUUUGACACUGGGAUUUCUUGUCCCAGUGACUGUGAAUGUGUCCAUCCUCACCAUGUAAAGUGUCAAGCCAAGCAAGAUGACAUCCAUCCACCUCAUCCACCUCGAGACACGACCACCCUAAUUCUUGAGGGAUAUCAAAACAUCCCUUUCCAUUUAUUGGCUAACCUAAACAAACUUCGUUACCUUCGAAUUAAAAACAGUUUGCUCCAAGAUCUGAGCGAGCUGCCUCGAUUACCACUCCUGGAGCAACUUGAAGUUACACACAGCCACCUGAGUACACUUUCAGGUCAAAAACUUCAUACGAACAUUCCUAUUCUGACUCACCUAGAUGUGUCCUACAAUCUCAUAACUGUGCUCAAUAAUACAAGUCUCAAGGGACUCAAUCACUUACAAGUAUUAGAUUUAAGAAACAAUCCACUUAGCAACGUCCAUGCAGACACCUUCCAAGGGCUUGAUUCUCUGACCAUUUUGGAUAUGUCAUCGUCAAAGCUGUCGAAACUAAACCACCGCUGGUUGGUGGAUGCUGCUCGACUACAGCGGCUUUUAGUAAGCAAUGCGAGCCUCGAUGAGCUACCACUCCUCAAAGGAGAAAACUUAGUAUUAUUUGAUGCCUCUCAUAAUAACAUUCUAAAUUUACCAGACCAACUUCUGUCUGGUGUUCCAAAAAUUGAAGAAUUGUUUCUUCACCACAAUCCUCUCCAACACGUUUGUGAUCAAUCCUUAACAGGAGCGAGACAAUUACAUUGUUUAGAUCUAAGUUACACAAAUAUCGUUAACCUGGAUGAAUAUGUUUUUGCUAAAUUACCCUCAUUAAAAGAACUAAACCUCAGCUAUAAUGAAAAUCUUGUGCGGGUAGAACAUGGAGCCUUCACUGGUCUCCAUAAAAUGGUAAGGCUUAACUUGGCCUAUACACCUAAAUUACAUGAAAUUGAGGAAGUGGCAUUUGAUGGACUUCCUGAACUUGUUUCUUUAGACCUUCGAAACUCGGGUCUAACGGUGCUACCACUAUCGCUAAGUAAGUUAGCUAACAUAACUUCAAUAUUACUGUCUGGAACAGCACUUCACUGUGAUUGUUAUAAUUACUGGCUUCCGAAAUUGCUCACACAAUCAGACAUAUCACUGUGGGAUGGUUUGAACCCCUUGGAAUGUACUGAUGGUCAGUUCCGAAAUGUCACCCAGUUAACUGAGCAUAUCGAUACUUUGGAAUGUGAAGCACCGGAGGCCAUCACCUCCUCUUAUGAAUGGAUUCAUGCUAGGGGAGGGCAGAGUGCCUUACUGGAGUGCAAUGUGACAGCUAACCCACCCCAAUCUGUAAUCUGGCUCACUGCCAAACAAGAAGUCUUCCGAUACAACAACACUUACAAUGAGAAAUGGACGAGCUAUCAUGUACGACAAGUAGAGGAAUUGGCAACUUUCAAUACAAGAUUUGAAGUACUCGCCUCAGGACAGCUACUCAUCAGAGAAGUAAGACGUUCUGAUGUAGGUCGUUACAAGUGUUUUGCCUUUAACAGUGUGGGCAAUACAUCUAUUGUGACAUUCAUGGGACUAGAAGAUACACCACUUCGCAACCUGUACAUCGAGAGCAUACUGUUUGGCUUUGCCUGCGCUGCUCUGUUUCUGCUAAUCACUCUAUUAAUUCAAUUUAUCAACUACCUCAUGGACAGGUUAGGCUUGCAGUGUUGCUGCUGCAGAGACCGGCUUUCUCCUAAAGCCCGGCAAAUCAGAAAGUUACUGGAAAGUGUUGAAUCUUACAAAACUCAGCAACUUGAUAGACUGCGUGAGAACUACAAUGCCCAGGUGGCAACUAUAAAAGACAGCUGCUAUCUACAGAUGGAACGUAUACGUGAAAGCUAUAGUGGUCAAGCUAAACAUCUAAAAGAUUUUAGGGAUUACAGCACUCAGGGGCUCACCUCUGUACGAGACCAAUAUCUUGAUCAGGUUAACAAAGUACGUGAUUACUCUGUGUCACAGAUGAACAGAGUCAGAGAAAAUUAUGUUUUCCAGCGUCACAGGAUACGAAAGUUCAGUGCCCAACAGUUACUAAAACUGAGAGAGACCUACAAAUACCAGCAGAAGACACUGAAUAAGAUUCUCGAAAAUCUUCCUGAUCUCUAUCUUCAGAACUGCCGAACAGGAGGUUGUCAAAGGAGUGACUCCAUCCUAUUUGAUGAUGCAUUACAUGGUAUAGAUGCAUAUUACAAAGUAGACUUCUUUGACACCCAAAGCCAUGCAUCCGACUAUUACACUCCAGCAAGCACACUGACCCGUUCCUUCCGUGCUUCUAGAGCUAAUGAUCCAACAAAACAUCAUUCAAGAACUUCGUCUAACACAUCUAGUGACUUUAUGGAGGCUCAGACAUGGAUACAGAGAGAAUCUGGGAGCAUGGGAGGCAACAGCCCUGCACAUCCCAAUCCACCACACGUAAGGGGGCACAAUCGCAGCAUGAGUAUGGCCAACCCUGCUUCCUAUGUUCAAGAGCCAGUGAGAGUGCAUAAGCGGAGCUUGAGUGCUACUCACCCUACUCGCAGGAUGGUGCCGGCACCAGAAUUGCGUGGAGUGCCUGCCCGAAUUACCUUGUGCGAAGAGGUCAGUGAUUAUGACCUAACAACCCCUCCUACCUCCCCAAAUUCUCUUCCUGGAACACCUGUCGCCCAACCCUCAGUGACAAAUCCUAUUAAAACGCAUAAGCAGCAGCAGCAAUUGUAUGUCGACAGUCAGAAUGAGGUGGAAAUAAAUAUUGUUAAGGCUGACGAUGAGAAAAGUGCUCAUGUCCGACCUUCAACAUUAUGUAAAAGCAUUAGUGAUAUUGUAGUAGAAAAAGAAGCUAAUGUUAGUGAUAAGUCUCACAGUGAAGAUGAAACUUUGCUAUCAACAGUUCCAGAAGACUCGAGUAGUGGUUCAACUUCCUAUGAAACUUCCCUUUAAGAAAAUGGGAUUUGAUUACCUACUUCAUAAUAAAUAAUGGUGCGCUUAUUUGAAGUAUUUAUCUAUUUUUCAACAAAUCCCUUGAAAGUAUUAUUUAUGGAAAAUGGUCAGAUAGCGAUAGCAUUUUUGUCUAAAUACAAUACAAUACGUGUAAUGAUGGAAUUAAUGUUUAAGUGAAUAUAAUUUAUGCAACUCAUUGGUCAAUAGAAAUUAAAUCUUGAAAGUAUUGCAUAAGAGAUGUAAAGUGAUUUAAUUCGUGUGCUAAUCUGGAUUAAAAUGGAACAUUAAGUUUCUGCAGGAUUUGGAUACUGGUAACCACUUGUGCCAACAUUUAACUGUGAUUACAAGACCUGCAUUGGCUGACAUGGAGUUGUCCAAAGAGAAGCAAAGUUAAGGAAAAGAACCAAAACUUCCCUCCCAUGCAGACGUCUAAUUUGCCUUUAUAAAGAAAAAAAAGUAUCAUAAUCUCAUCUUAAAUAUCAUCAUUCAUAUAUUUUCAGGUUAGUGCCAUAUGCAAGAGUACCAUUUUUGACCAUCACACAUGAUAUUUUUAAGGUUGUUUUGCGAAGUUAAAUAUAUAAAUGAAAUUC